AUGAGCGAUUCAGCUUACAGAGUCGAAACAACGUCGCGUCUCGCCCAAUGGAGAAUCGACAACUUGGCUUCCUGCACCUACCGCAAAUCCGAUCCUUUCAAGAUUGGCAAGUGGAAUUGGCACUUAUCUCUAGAGAAGAACAGGGUGUUGUAUGUUAAAUUGUAUCCAGAGAUAUCGAAUUUAACUAGAGAUAAUCCACCGAUUGCUUCUUUUAUUAUUCGAGUGGUCUGUUCUGUGGGUGAUCGCAAGACCUUAACUCAUCCAGAAAUUACAAACAAAAAGCUCAAGAGCAAUGAGGAUUUUGUUUGGGCAAUUGAGGUUCCCUUAACUGGAAAAUUCAUCAUAGACGUUGAAUUCCUUGAUUUGAAGACUGCCUCCGGAGACAGUGGAGAACCUUGCUCCAUCUGGGCUGAAGGAUUGACGCAAAAGCGAUCCAAUGCAACAGCUCUUGCGUCCCUUGGUCGAAUGUUAACAGAAGGCAUCCACACCGACAUCAUGAUUAACGUGUCUGAUGGAAGCAUUGGAGCUCAUCGGGCAAUUCUUGCUGCAAGAUCACCUGUUUUCCGUAGCAUGUUUUCGCAUGACCUCAAAGAGAAGGAACUGUCCACCAUAAACAUCUCUGAUAUGUCAAUUGAUGCUUGUCAGGCUUUUCUUAAUUACAUUUAUGGGAACAUCGGACAUGAAGAAUUCCUGACUAACAGGCUUGCCCUUCUCCAUGCUGCUGAUAAGUAUGACAUCUCUGACCUGAAAGAUGCAUGCCAUGAGAGUCUUUUGGAAGAUAUUGAUGCAAAGAAUGUACUUGAGAGGCUCCAAAAUGCAUCUCUAUAUCAAUUGCCACGACUGAAAACCAGCUGCAUGCGGUAUCUUGUGAAGUUUGGUAAGAUAUAUGACAUCCAAGACGAUUUCAAUGCCUUUUUGCUAAGUGCAGACAGGGACUUGAUAGCUGAAAUCUUCCAUGAAGUUCUUAAUGCCUGGAAAGGUUUCUGA
Molecule: messenger RNA, 987 nt
Organism: Prunus armeniaca (apricot)
Lineage: Eukaryota; Viridiplantae; Streptophyta; Magnoliopsida; Rosales; Rosaceae
Source: the annotation of a GenBank genome assembly